AUGACUGCAAUGGGCAUGUCGGGCGACACAAUAUGUCCGAGUGGCAUGUUCAGGUGCCCCGAGGGUAAAUGCAUCCCCGCGCUCUGGGUUUGCAACUACCAGCGCGACUGCGAGAAGGGCGAGGACGAGUUCCAGUCGUGUCCCCCGCCAGAAUGCGAAGCCGGACAGCUAACAUGCGGCCAGUAUGUGUGGAACAAAACGUAUUGUAUACCGCCCCACUACCGGUGCGAUAUGCAGGUGGACUGCGUCGAUGGCACCGACGAGGCUGACUGCACAUACCGAAAAUGCCAAGCGGAUGAUUUCCAAUGUGGAUUGGAAGGUGUUGGACCAGGAAAGAUGUCUUUACAAGGACCCUGCAUACCCAAGGAAAAGAAGUGUGAUGGAUAUUUGGACUGCAGAACAGGGCGAGACGAGCAGGAUUGUUCGGGACAGACUCUCGCUUGCAGACUGGAUCAGUUCCGCUGUGCGAACGGGAACAAGUGCGUGGACGCAACCGUCAAGUGUGACCAUAAAGACGACUGUGGGGAUAAUUCUGAUGAAGCACAUUGUAGUUUCCCUCCCUGCCACAUAGGACAGUUUCGUUGCGGUAACGCACUAUGUAUACCAGCCUCGUACCACUGCGAUGGCUACCAGGAUUGUUCUGAUGGAACCGAUGAAGCCAACUGCACUGCUAUAGCCUGCCCUGACAACAAAUACCUCUGUCCUAAAGGAGGCCCGGGAGGAAAGCACAAGUGUAUAUCGAGGUCUCAACUAUGUGAUGGGAAGAAGGAUUGUGAAGAUAACGCUGACGAGGAAACUGCUUGCUCUACCGCAUCAUGCCCGGCUUUGGAAUGCGAGUACAAGUGCGUGGCGUCGCCAGCCGGCGGUAUCUGCGCGUGCGCAGCGGGCCUAAUGCUCGCGUCCGAUAACAAAACUUGUAUCGACCGGGAUGAGUGUAAGGAGUGGGGCUUCUGUCACCAGCUGUGUGUUAACACUCCGGGAUCGUACGUGUGCUCGUGCGCGCCGGGCUACUCGCUGGUGGAGGGCGCGCGCUGCGCGGCGGGGGCGGCGGGCCCGGCGCUGCUGCUGGCGCACGCGGGCGCGGUGCUGCGCAUGGACCUGCACGGCCGCGCGCCCGUGCUCCUCGCCAACGCCACGGCCGCCGCCGGCCUCGACUUCCACUACCGCCGGAAUCUGCUUUUCUGGUCCGAUUUGAAAACUAGGAAGAUUCACUCCCAACAAUUAAGUCUACCGGCGGGUCUGACCAGCUACGCGGGCACCGACAUCACGGUGACCGGCUCGUGGGCUCCCGUCGCUUUGGCCGUGGACUGGGUCGGUGACAAGCUUUACGUAGCCGAUGCUAUCGGACAGAAGAUUGACGUGUUUGAGCUCGACGGAAGGUGGCACGCGGUCGUUCUAGGAUCUAAUCUAACGAAUCCAUCUGAUCUGGCGCUGGAUCCUACGUUGGGGUUGAUGUUUGUUGCUGAUAGUAGUCAGAUCAUAAGAGCUAACAUGGAUGGCACACAUACGAAGUCAAUCGUCUCAGAAGCAGCAUACAAAGCAUCAGGUAUCGCAGUGGACAUCAUCUCUCGGAGAGUGUUCUGGUGUGACUCUCUCCUGGACUACAUCGAGACUGUCGAUUAUGAAGGCAACAAUCGAUUCCUCGUUCUAAGAGGACAGCAAGUCCCCAGCCCAUCCAGGCUAGCAUUAUUUGAGGAUAGAGUGUACUGGUCCGACAGUACAAAGCAAGGUGUCAGUUCCGUCAACAAAUACGAAGGACCUUCCAGCAUCCAAGCUAUAUACAAGAUGAAAGAUAUUAGAGAGCCAAAGGCUAUAACUGUGAUACAUUCUCUGAAGCAGACCUCGGUCAACAACCCUUGCGGCAUCAACAACGGCGGGUGUUCCCAGAUGUGUAUAGUGACAGCACUCCAAAACGGCGGCCUGGGAUAUCGCUGUGCUUGUAAUAUUGGCUACCGAUUAGAAACUGAUUUGAGAAACUGCGAUCUAGUCAAAGAGUUCCUUAUGUACUCCCAACAGAGAUUUAUUAAAGGAAAAGUUUUAAAUCCCGUUAUUGAAGGAUUUAGUGAAGCCAUUUUGCCUAUAGUGUCACGACGUGCUCGGUUCGUCGGCUUGGAUUUCGAUGCCCGGGAUGAGCACAUUUACUACUCCGAUGUUUUACAAGAUGUCAUUUAUCGAGUCCACAGAAAUGGAACCACCAAAGAAAUUGUACUCGCAUCUCAAAAUGAAGGUGUCGAAGGAUUAGCCGUAGACUGGGCUUCAAAGAAUCUGUACUACAUAGACUCCAGGAAAGGAACUCUGAACGUUUUAUCGACUAGAAAUAUUGCUCACAAAAGAACGUUAUUGAAAGACCUGAAAAGACCGAGAGCGAUUGUGGUACAUCCAAACAAAGGGUUUAUUUUCUUCUCGGAAUGGGAUAGACCAGCCAACAUCAGCCGAGCGUACACUGACGGAACGAAUCUUUUGGUCUUUGAAAAUGUAACCCUCGGUUGGCCUAAUGGCUUAUCGAUAGAUUUUGAGUCUGAUAGACUUUACUGGUGCGAUGCUUUGUUGGAUCAUGUUCAACAUUCUAAAUUGGAUGGUACAGAUGUCAAAACGGUCAGCUCAAGAUUAAUUAGGCAUCCAUUCUCUAUUGUUAUUCACAAGGAAUUCAUGUACAUCACUGACUGGCGAUUAGACGCCAUAGUUCGCUUGCAUAAACUCACUGGAGAACAGGAAGACAUUAUGGUCCGGGAACCUCAAACGAACAGAUUAUAUGGCGUCAAGGUGUACAGUGAAGACAUUCAAAGGAUAGAUCCUAUGCAGCCAUGCUCGAGAGACAAUGGAAUCUGUCAGAAACUUUGCUUUGCUGUUCCGAGGAAUAACACAGAAUUAUUAACAGUCAAAUGUGGAUGUCCGUAUGGAGAGAAGCUGGCGCCUGAUGGUACGAGUUGUAUCGCUGAUCCUAACUCUGAGCCUCCAGUUCAAGCUUGCCCCCACUCUUGGGACUUCACGUGUAACAACCAGAGAUGUAUACCAAAGAGUUGGGUGUGUGAUGGUGAUGAUGACUGUCUGGAUAACAGUGAUGAAGAACAGAACUGCACUAAAACAACCUGUAGCGCGUCAGAAUUCAUGUGCAAAUCGGGACGUUGUAUACCUGCGACUUUCAAGUGCGACUCCGAGAACGACUGCGGCGACUUCUCCGACGAGACGGGCUGCGUCAACGUCACAUGCAGCUCCUCGCAGUUCCAGUGCGACAACGGGCGAUGCGUGCCCAACACCUGGAAGUGCGACUCGGAGAACGACUGCGGGGACGGCUCCGACGAGGGAGCUCUCUGCGCUGAAAAGACUUGCGCCUACUUUCAAUUCACUUGUCCCCGCACUGGACACUGUAUUCCUGCAUCGUGGGUAUGUGACGGAGACGAUGACUGCUUCGAUAAGCAGGACGAGGCGGACUGCCCGCCCGUGUCCUGUCUCGCGAGUCAGUUCAAGUGCGCAGAUCUCAAGCAGUGUGUACAGGAGGCGUACAAGUGCGACGGCAUCCCGGACUGCAACGACGGCAGCGACGAGGCGGGCUGCCCGUCGCUGGCGCCGCACCAGUGCCAGCCCGACAAGCAGUUCCAGUGCAAGUCGUCGGGCAUCUGCAUCCCGCACACGUGGUACUGCGACGGCACGCCGGACUGCGAGGACCUGUCGGACGAGCCGGCCAGCUGCGGCGCGGCCGCGUGCGCCGCCAACUACUUCCGCUGCGCCAGCGGCCGCUGCGUGUUCAAGGCCUACGUGUGCGACGGCCGGGACGACUGCGGCGACGGCUCCGACGAGGGCCUGCAGCACGCCUGCGCGCCGCCGCCCUUCAGAUGUCCGCACGACCAAUGGCAGUGUCCAGGAAUUACUGGCAAAUGUGUUAACCUCACCCAAGUUUGUGACAACAACCUUGAUUGUCCCAACGGUGCUGACGAAGGCGCUGGCUGCGAUCUAGCUGAAUGCGGUCAUCAAAGUGGCCUCUGUUCCAAUGAUUGUAAGCAGACCCCAACCGGAGCUCUGUGCCUCUGUCCACCAGGCGAAGAAUUAGACACCGACGGUCAAAACUGCAAGGAUAUCGAUGAAUGUAACCCCCCUGGACUUUGCUCACAGACCUGCACCAACACUAAAGGCUCCUACGUAUGUUCGUGCGUUGACGGCUACUUGCUGACCAUUAACAACCACACUUGCAAGGCCAAUAAUCAUUCGAGCGCCUUCCUAAUAAUUUCUAACAGACACUCAAUCUUAGUCGCAGAUUUGAAUGAACAGGGACUUGAAAGGGUUCCCAUUAAUGUGGAGAAUGUCGUUGCAACUGCGUCCAACAUGCAUACAGGAACAAUAUUCUGGUCUGACAUGAAGUUGAAGAAAAUCUCGCGAUUAGAUCGUGGUAGUGAACCGCAAGUUAUAAUUUCAACUGGAUUGGACUUGGUUGAAGGUUUAGCAUACGACUGGGUUGGUGGCAAUAUCUACUGGCUGGACAGUAAACUGAACACGAUCGAAGUCGCCAAGGAAGAUGGUUCAGCUAGAACAGCUUUGUUGAGUGGAAAUAUUACCCAACCUAGAGGAAUGUGCUUGGAUCCCGCACCUAACGCAAGAUGGCUGUUCUGGACUGACUGGGGCGAAAACCCUAGAAUAGAAAGAGUAGGCAUGGAUGGUACUCAACGAUCAGCUAUUAUCACUACCAAGAUCUACUGGCCUAAUGGUUUAACUUUAGAUCCCGCGACCCAGAGAGUUUAUUUCGCGGACUCUAAAUUAGAUUUCAUAGAUUUUUGCUACUACAAUGGUACUGGCAGACAGCAAGUAUUGGCAGGCAGCCACUAUCUCCUGCAUCCACAUUCACUAACAUUGUUUGAAGAUACAUUGUACUGGACUGAUCGUCAGCUAAACAGAGUGUUAUCAGCUCAUAAAUUCAAGGGGACCAACCAGACGGUAGUAUCUCACUUGAUCUCUCAGCCGUUAUCAAUCCAUGUUCACCAUCCAUCGCUGCAGCAUCAGUACACAUCUCCAUGCAAGAAAGACACGUGCCAACAUCUCUGUCUACUGAGUCCGAACAGAACUGUAGGAUACACUUGCAUAUGCAAACCUGGUUACAAGUUGUUGCCUGAUGGGAAAUGUGUGGAAGAGGAGUCAGCGUACCUUAUGGUGCUGAAGGGAAGUCAGAUCAUUGAUUUAUCAAUGGAUGGCUCUGGCAGGGCAGGACAACUUGCUCCAAUUGUUGGCAUUCAAGGUGGAGUACAACUCGACUACGAUCGCCAAGGCCACAUGCUGUACUGGCUCCAAUCCAUAUCAGGUGAUAGCGAAGAUGACGAGAACUGUACAAUCUAUAACAUGCCUUAUAAUGGCGGCAAUAAGGCUGAAUUCUUCGGACAAGACACUGGCAUUGUCGGUGCACCAUCUGCUAUUGCGUUUGACUGGCUCGGAAGAAACUUAUACAUGGCUAAUAGAGUGGCUAGUAAUAUUGAGUUGGUGCGAGUAGAUGGAAAAGUUAAGUAUCGGUCUAUUGUGAUGGCGAAUGACGGAAGCAAGUUGUCAGUUGCAAAGCCGAAGGGAAUAUGUCUGGACCCAACCGAAGGCAAAAUGUACUGGUCCGACGAAGGUGGUUUCGGCGUACCAGCAAAGAUCGGCAAAGCCAACAUGGACGGCAGCAAUCCUAUCAUCCUAGUAGAUUCUAUCGAAAGACCAGAAGCUGUUGCUAUAGAUGUGGAAAAGAAAAUUGUUUACUUUAGUACACAGUUCCCAGCCAGCAUCAACAGCGUUAAAACUGAUGGAAAUAACAGAAUGAAUAUAUUGUCAGAAGCAAAUGCCAUUUCAUACCCUAAAGUAAUUGCGGUAAUGGACUCUAGACUGUACGCAUUGGAUCCAUUACAUGAAAAGAUUAUCAAAGCAGAUCUACCAAACGGUGAUAAUAUCAAGACAGUUCUAGACAAUGAGAGCGAUUUGAAAUCCUUCACAAUAUUCCAAAAGAGGAAGAUGAUUCACCACCCAUGCUUCCAGAACAAUGGGGCUUGCGAACACAUCUGUAUUCCUGGUGACAGCGGUUCACGCACUUGCGCUUGCUCUAUUGGUUACAAGAAAGAGAAUGAAAUCGACUGUGUCCCAUACAAAACAUUCGCUGUAGUCUCACAACUAGACCUUAUUCGUGGCUACAGUAUAGAUUCAAGUGCCGAAGCAAUGGUGCCUGUAUCUGGAGUAGGACACCAUAUCUUACAUGUUGAUGUACACUUUGCUGAAAACUAUAUAUAUUGGGUGGAAUUCAACCGUGGACAAUGGAAUGGUAUCUUCCGUAUCAGACCAAACGGCACCGAGUUACAACAUAUUGUCAAAGAUGGUAUCGGCAGCAAUGGCAUUAGGGGAUUGGCCAUUGAUUGGGUGGCAGGCAACUUGUACUUCACCAAUGUUUUCCCCCACGAGAAUUACGUAGAAAUGUGUUGGCUGGAUGGUUCGAACAGAAAGGUUUUGGUCAAGACAACAAUGGACGCCCCAAGAGAGUUAGCAGUAAAUCCUCUGAAGAGGUUACUUUAUUGGAUCGACUAUGGUCAAUAUCCUCGAAUCGGGAAGGCUUAUCUUGAUGGUAGCAAUUGGCAUACAGUAGUAAGCUCCGGAAUAUCUAACCCAAGAGACUUGACUAUCGAUAUGAUGACUCAUGAUGUUUACUGGGUAGACUCGAAACUCGACCAGAUCCAAAAGAUUUCUUACAAUGGUGGCAAUAGACAAUUGAUUCGUUCGAAUUUGCCGAACCCUAUGGGGAUCGCUAUCCAUACUAGUAGCGUGUACUGGGUCGACAGAAACCUGCAGACCAUUUACAAAGCAUCGAAAUUACCAGGCAACAUGUCGAUGCCCGAGAAAGUGCGCACUAAUCUACCUAAACUUAGAGACAUUGUUAUAUUUGAUGUAAACAAUCAACCUAUGGAUGAAAAUAAUCCUUGCAGAAGAUUCGGAAACGGUGGAUGUGAUCAACUGUGCUUCAGUUUCCCGCCAGAUGCAGCCAAGGUGCCCGAAGGCUUUAGGUGUGACUGUGCUACUGGUCAAAUUUCUAAGACCAACAAUAAAAAAUGUGAAGUGGUUGAUGAAUACUUGGUAUUUACUACCAGAACUGAGAUUCGCGCUAUCAACCUGGACCCUAAGUCUACCGGUGUGCCUUUUAAACCAGUUGUCAAUCUAACUAAUGUAGUAGGUGUAGAAUUUGACUAUUCUGACAACAAAUUGUUCUUUACCCAGAUCAGACCCUGGGCCAGAAUCGGCUGGAUGCCCGCAAAUAAUCCUGAUCGCACCAGUAUUCAAAAUAUUAUUAGCAAAGGUAUAAAUCCCGAGGGAAUUUCAUACGAUUGGACUCAGAAGAAAAUAUAUUGGACUGACAGUUCAAACAAUUCAAUUUAUGCGAUGAAUCUUGACGGAUCCGAGCUUGUAAUGAUUGCCAGAGUAGAACGUCCAAGAGCUAUUGUAGUAGAUCCUUGCAAUGGUACUUUAUACUACACUGAUUGGGGACGAUUUGGAACUUCUGGCAAGAUCUACAGAACAACCAUGGCUGGAUCAUUAAAGAAAGCAAUCAUUGACAAGGAUUUGUCGCAACCCAGUGGUCUAACAAUAGACUUUGAUGAAAACAUGCUGUAUUGGACUGACGCUGUCCGUGAGAAAAUCGAACGUUCCAAUUUAGAUGGCUCAAAUAGAGAAGUCCUUAUCAGUGCCACAAUCUAUCCAUUUGCUAUAACCGUUUUCCGUAAUUACAUCUACUGGACUGAUCUUCAAUUGCGAGGAGUUUACCGCGCUGAGAAACACACUGGUGCCAAUAUGGUUGAAAUGGUCAAACGUCUAGAAGACUCACCUCGUGAUAUUCACAUAUACAGCACAAGUAGACAGAAGUGCUCGGUGAACCCGUGCAAAAUCAGCAAUGGUGGAUGUGCCCAUAGCUGUCACCCGGCACCUAAUAACACGGUUGAAUGUAAAUGUGACGACAGCACAAAAUUAGUGAAUGAGGGACGAAUGUGUGUGGCAAAGAACGUUACAUGCGAUCAAAGUAAGUUCUUCUGUGCUAACGGCAAAUGUAUUAGCAAGAUGUGGUCUUGCGAUGGGGAUGACGACUGUGGCGAUAAUUCAGACGAAGAUAAGAAUUACUGCACUUAUCAUUCGUGUUCUCCUAAUGAGUUCCGAUGCAACAAUGGCAGAUGUAUCUUCCAAUCCUGGAAGUGUGACCACGAAAAUGAUUGCAAAGAUGGAUCGGAUGAAGAGGGCUGCGUAUACCCACCUUGCGCCAAAGGAGAAUUCACUUGUCUUAAUUCCCGAUGCAUACCAAUGUCUCAAGUUUGUAAUGGAAUCAACGAUUGCAAGGACAAUAUAACUUCCGAUGAAACUCAUGAACUGUGUCCUAUGAAUACAACUUGUCCAACUAACCACCUGAAGUGUGAGAAGACGAACAUUUGUGUAGAACCUUACUGGCUUUGUGAUGGUGACAAUGAUUGUGGUGAUAAUUCUGACGAGGAUCCUCUACAUUGCGCGCAGAGAACUUGUCCUCAAAACAGCUUCCGGUGUCCCAAUCAUCGGUGCAUACCAGCCACGUGGUAUUGUGAUGGAGAUGACGAUUGUGGUGAUGGAGCUGAUGAGCCGCCAGAAUAUUGUCGCUCAGAAGGCAGAACAUGCUUUGGAGAUCUCUUCACUUGUGAUAACGGUAACUGUAUUCCUAGAAUUUACAUCUGCGAUGGUGAUAAUGACUGCCUAGAUAACAGUGAUGAAGAUGAUCGUCACCAAUGUAACGAACGUAAAUGUGACGCCGAAACGGAAUACACCUGUGAAGAGAAUAAAUUCUGGCAGCGGGCUCAAUGUAUACCAAAGAAAUGGAUUUGUGAUGGUGAUCCUGACUGUAUUGAUGGUGCUGAUGAAAAUGCUACUAUUCACCACUGUGCUACGCCUACACCCUGCUCAGACGAUCAAUUCCAGUGUAAUAACGGCCGCUGUAUCAAUGAAGGAUGGGUGUGUGAUCACGAUAAUGAUUGUGGUGAUGGCUCUGACGAAGGGAAGCGCUGUAACACACAAUACAAGCAAUGUAAUGAUCAAGAAUUCAAGUGUCAAAACUUCAAAUGUAUCAGAAAUCACUUCCGAUGUGACGGAGAAGACGAUUGUGGUGACCAUUCCGAUGAAGUUGGCUGUGUGAAACAGAACAAGACAUGUCCUGCAGGGCAAUUCAAGUGUAAUAACGACCAAUGUAUUGAUAACAGACUGGUGUGCAAUAAAGUUUCGGACUGUACUGAUGAUUCUGACGAGCCUGCACACUGCAACGUUGAUGAAUGCCUCAAGCUGGAGAACAAUCAAUGUGGUCACAAGUGUAUUGACACUCUAACAGGUUAUUAUUGUGACUGCAACCAAGGUUACAAGUUACUCGCUGAUGGAAAAGCCUGUGCAGAUAUAGACGAGUGUAUAGAAACGCCAGGAGUAUGUUCUCAAUACUGUUCAAACACGCCUGGAUCUUAUUAUUGUAAAUGCAAUGAACAAUAUUAUGAAAGAGAGGCAGAUGAGCACACUUGCAAGCGAAAAGACAAUAUCUCAGCAUGGAUCAUAUUUACUAACAAAUAUUAUGUAAGAAAUAUCUCCACAGAUGCAACACUAUACAACUUGAUGCAUCAAGAUUUAAUGAAUGUUGUUGCCAUUGAUUUUGAUUUCAAGGAACAGAGGAUGUACUUUGCUGAUGUCUCAGCUAAAACAAUCUACAGGUCAAACUAUACUGAUCCUAACCCGACCAAAGAAGUUGUGAUAAGACACGAUUCUCAUGGCCUUGAAGGUAUCGCUGUCGAUUGGAUUGGAAGGAAACUUUACUGGCUCGACAGGCAUUCUAAGAACUUAGAUGUGUCUGAAUUAGAUGGAACUAGACGAAAGACCUUAAAGACUGGAGUUACAGACCCCAGAGCUAUUGUUGUUCAUCCGGGAACUGGAUACUUAUACUUCUCAUCUUGGCAUUUACAAGCUUACAUUGGUAAAAUGGGUAUGGAUGGAUCCAACUUCACUUCAAUUUUGAACUGGGAGGAUGACAUCGCUUGGCCAAAUGCCUUGACUAUAGAUUACUUUACAGAUAGGAUUUACUGGGCUGAUGCUCAUUUGGACUACAUCGGCUCGGCUGAUUUGGAAGGUAGACAUAGGCAUGUCGUUCUCUCCGGUUCCAAAGUACCUCACGUAUUCGCUCUUAGUUUAUUUGAUGAUGAAAUAUACUGGACUGACUGGAAUCUAAAAGCAAUCAGCAAAGCCAAUAAGCACUCCGGUGAAAACCUAAAAAUUUUAAGAAACACUACUCACAGGCCCUAUGACAUUCAUGUUGUGCAUCCGUUGAGACAAUUAUCGUACCCUAAUCCUUGCGGCAAAAAUAAUGGAGGAUGUUCUCAUCUUUGUUUGAUUGCUCCCCCUCAUGCAUCAAGCUACCUUAACAUCGAAGGGUACGGCGAAGAAGGAGCUACUACUUAUAAAUGUGCUUGUCCAAAUCAAUAUUAUCUCGCAAGAGAUAUGAAGACUUGUAUCGCUAACUGCACUGACGGCCAGCACAGAUGCAAUGGUCGCGAUGAGAAGUGCAUACCUUGGUUCUGGAAGUGCGAUGGAGAGAAAGACUGCAUGGAUGGAUCGGACGAACCUGACACGUGUCCUGUACGUCACUGUAGAGCUGGUUCGUUCCAAUGUAAAAACACUAACUGCACUCCAGCUGCAACAAUCUGCGACGGUACAGAUGACUGUGGUGACGGAUCUGACGAAGCUCAAUGUGCCCAUGAAUGCCCAUUGCUCGAAUUCAAAUGUAAAUCCAGCGGUAGAUGCAUUCUAGACAGCUGGAAGUGCGAUGGAGAUACGGACUGCAAAGACAACAGCGAUGAAGAUCCAGCUAUGUGUCACAACAGACCUUGUAAUCCAGACACCGAGUUUGCAUGCAAGAAUGGCCGUUGUAUUCCUAAGUUAUGGAUGUGUGAUUUCGACAAUGAUUGUGGUGAUGAUUCAGAUGAACCAGCAUACAUGUGUCGUCAAAAGAAUUGUACAACGGGAUGGAGAAGGUGUCCCGGUCAGGCUAAUUACAGAUGUAUACCUAAAUGGUUAUUCUGCGAUGGUAAAGACGACUGUAGGGAUGGAUCUGAUGAAAUGCCAGAAAACUGCCCCUCUUGUAACGCUGAGACUGAUUUCACCUGCGAAAACAAACGUUGCAUUCCCAAACAAUGGCUUUGUGAUUUCACCGAUGAUUGCGGCGAUGGUAGCGAUGAAGCAGAGGCUGUCUGCCAGCAUAAGUAUAGAGAAUGUUCGGAGUCUGAAUUCAAGUGUGGUAACGGAAAAUGUAUCUCAUCAAGAUGGCGGUGCGAUCACGAAGACGAUUGUGGUGAUAACACAGAUGAGGCUGAUUGCGGUGGAUUUAAGUGCAAGAAUGGAACAUUCCAGUGUAAAUCGGGUCACUGUAUAGCAGCUUACUUCCGGUGCGACGGAGACAGAGAUUGCAGGGACUUAUCUGACGAAAUCGGAUGUCCUCCAAGAUUCCCUAACGGCAGAUAUUGUCCUGAGAGCAGGUUCCAGUGCGCGAACAACCUAUGCGUGUCUCAAUCUGAUCUUUGUGAUGCGACGGAUGACUGCGGAGAUGGGUCGGACGAGGCUGCAUCCAUCUGUACUAACUUUAAUUGCGACACUCUCAGGCGAUUCCAAUGUGAUAACCAUAAGUGUGUGCCGAGAUACUGGGUAUGUGACGGAGUUGACAACUGCGGUGAUGGAUCAGAUGAGAAUAACAUGACGUUGUGCGCUGCUCGAAUCAAACCUUGCGAUCCUUACACGCAGUUCCAAUGUGCCAAUAGACAUUGUGUAGAACGGACUCAACUAUGCGACUUUGCUGAUGAUUGUGGAGAUGCCUCUGAUGAACUGGGAUGUCAUCACACACAUACUUGCAGCCACAUGGAUAAAGGUGGUUGCGAACACUUCUGCACCAACUUAACCUUGGCUGGUAGUCUCUCAUCUGGCUCCGGAGGAUACAUCUGCACGUGCUUCCAAGGCUGGAUCAUUUCGUCCGCAGACAAGAAAAAGUGCGUAGACGUAGACGAGUGUGCUGCGGGCACCCACCACUGCUCACAGGUCUGUCGCAACCUUAACGGUAGCUACAGCUGUGACUGCAGGGAAGGAUUCAAACUCGCAGAUAAUCUAUCAGGUGUAUGUAAAGCUGUUGAAGAUGACGUAGUGCUACUUUUCGCGAACGGGCCUGAGAUUCACGCUUUCGCCCAGGAGAAGAACGAAGAAUUCGAGGUUAUUACGGCAGAAAAGAGAAUAGAAGCAAUCGAUUACGAUCCCAAGCAGGAGAUGAUCUUCUGGGCAGACAGUUACGACAAGACCAUAAAACGGUCGUACAUGAUUAACGCUCUCAACGGACAAGUCAAAAUGGGAUUCGCUCAGGAUCUAAAUAUGAAAGGCAAUUCUAAACCCACAGCUCUCGCCGUCGAUUACGUCGGCGAUAACUUAUACUGGACUGAGACUGACAGAACAGGCUCUAAACCGAGAGGAAGAGUCAUGGUAGCCAGAACAGACGGAAGGUAUCGUAGAGCCAUCGUAUCGGCCGGUAUCGAAAGUCCUACCUCCCUUGUCCUCGACCCACAAAUGGGAAGAAUGUUCUGGGCGGACGCCGGCUCCGCUCCUAAGAUCGAAAUAGCCUGGAUGGAUGGAUCAAAACGACGCCCUAUCGUCACCGAAAAUAUUAGACAUCCAACUGGAUUGGCCAUAGAUCACGCUAUGGGCCACUCCAUAUACUGGGCUGAUACGAAAUUGAACACAAUAGAAAUGAUGAGGCACGACGGGUCCAACAGAAAAGUGAUUCUGAAGGGUGAUCUGUUAAAACAUCCACUGUCUCUGGACGUUUUCGAGUCUUCGUUAUACUGGGUGACCAGGGACACCGGUGAGCUCGUAAGACAGGACAAAUUCGGAAGAGGAGUGCCAUUCGUCAUAUCGAAGGAUCUAGUCAACCCGUCGGCCGUGAAAGUAUACCACCCGCUGCGUUACAACGUGUCUAUGCGCUCGGCGUGCUCGCGCGCGCCGUGCACGCACCUGUGCCUGGGAGUACCGGCCGGGCGCCGCUGCUUGUGCCCCGACCAGCAGGCGCCGCCUAAGCGCAUCACGCAGGAACUCACCUGCGACGCAGCGGCGGAGGCUCCGCGGCCACUGCCGCGUGUGUGCCCGUGCGAGAACGGCGGCACGUGCGUGGAGGACGAGGCGGGCGGCGUGCGCUGCUCGUGCCGCGCGCCGCUGUCGCCGCCGCUGUGCGCGACGGCCGCGGCCGCCACGCACGCGCGCUCGGCCACGGCCGCCGCCGUGCUCGUGCCCGUGCUGCUGCUGCUCGUGCUGGCGCUUGCCGGCGCCGCCGCCUGGUUCGUCAUCAGGAAGCGACCGUUCGGCAAAGGCGGUGGCCUCAGCAGCCUCGCAUCAUCACAGAGCGUGUCGUUCAGACAAGGCUCGAACGUGGAGUUCGGCGGAGUGGCCGGCCCGGGGGCUGAGCCCGCCUACACGCUGGAGGAAACUCCUCGCAAAGGACGGGACUUUAGCAACCCCAUGUAUGAUGCCGUUACUAGAGCUCAGGCAGCAGGGGAACCUGAGCCGCCCCUACCGGGUAUUUACGAAGUACCGGACGAGCUGAAGGACAAAGUGGUGUCGGCGGUGAUCUCGGUGUCGAUGUCGGAGGCGCGCGGCGCGGCCCCGGGCGCCCCCCGCGCGCUGGAGCCGGCGGCCGACACCGGCACCGACACGGCGCAGCUCGUGCGCGAGGACCGCCACUGA
Molecule: messenger RNA, 13752 nt
Organism: Arctia plantaginis
Lineage: Eukaryota; Metazoa; Arthropoda; Insecta; Lepidoptera; Erebidae
Source: the annotation of a GenBank genome assembly